AUGCUCGAAGUCCGUUUAUCCGGUGAAACGCUUUCCGUCCCAUCAGAUGCACUACCUACAUCAGAGAGCAAUCAAGAGAUUCAUGUUAUUUUAAGUUCGAAUGGUAUCUUGAAAAUUGCUCCAUCACUAUGGACUGCAAUAUUUACUGAUACUCGUCUGCGUUGCUUAUCAUUAAUUGAUCUUCAAUUGUACGGCAAUGAUUCUCAAACAUUAGCUAAAUAUUUAUGUGAACAAACUCAUUUAGUUGAAUUAACUUUUGAUUCAGUUUUACAAUCGGUUUAUUCAUUUGAUCAUAUUCUUAACGAAGGCUUACAGCAUAAUAAAAGUUUAAAAAGUCUAACAUUGACUAAUUUAAAUAAUCUUGAUGCGGCAACAAUUGCUAGUCUUAUAAAACAUAAUAAUACUAUAAACUAUUUAGCACUUACACAUGAUAAUAUUUCAUCGGGCGGAGGUGCAAUUAUUGCUGAUGCACUUCGAACAAAUUCUACAUUGGUGAGAGUUGAUUUAAGUCAUAAUCGUAUUGAUGAACAAACAGCAACUCAAUUUACUAGCAUUCUUCAUCAACCGCAUUCAAGUCUCAAACAAAUUAUUUUGAAUAAUAAUGUUAAUGACAAUCAAUAUGUACUUGAUCCAAAUUCAACAAUAGAAAAUAAACCUGAAACUCUACCUUUUAUAGUCGAAGAGAAACGAAUAAAUGACGUUGAACCGUCAACGCCGACAAAAAAAUUUCAAUUUCUAUCAACCAUUCUUGUUACAUUUCUCUUUUUUCUUUGGGGUAUACCUAAUCAAUUGAAUGGUGUACUUAUUCGUCAAUUUUCAAAAGCUUUUGAUCUGUCUCGUUUUGAAGCCGGCCUUGUUCAAUCAGCUUUCUAUAUGGGCUAUUUUAUUUGGGCUUUACCAGCAGCGUAUAUUCUUCGUCGUUGGGGUUAUAAAGUUGGUCUUAUUCUUGGCUUAGUUCUCUUCGGUACGGGGUCAUUUCUUUUCUGGCCAUGUGCAUACAUCGGACAAUAUCUGCCAUUUUUAAUUUCUCUCUUCAUCAUUGCCACGGGUUUGGCUUUUCUUGAAACUGCAGCUAAUCCAUUUAUAGCACAUGCAGUCGGACCCGAACAUUCAUCUGAAAAACGCCUUAAUAUUGCACAAGCAUUUAAUCCAUUAGGCGCUAUAGUAGGUGUACUGAUUGGAACAUUCUUUAUAUUUUCCGGUGUUGAACUAAGUCCUGAACAAAUCAAAGGAAUGCGUGCUGAUAGAACGUAUGAAACGUAUUUAAAAGAAGAAACAUUACGUGUUGUUCGACCCUAUGCAAUUAUUGGCGGUGUUACAUAUUUAUGGGCUGUACUUAUUGCUAUUGUACCAUUUCCAGCAAAGACAAAAGGAAAACAAAAAAAUGAUGAAUCCGGUAGAGCGAAUGAACUUUGUCGAAUUCUUUUUCUACUCUCUAUUGUUGCACAAUUUGCUUAUGUUGGUGCGCAAGUUGGUACAUGGUCAUAUUUCAUACAAUAUGCUCAAGAUUAUGUUCAAGUUGGAGAGAAAACAGGUGGUUAUCUAUUAACUGGUACAUUAGCUAUGUUUGCUCUUGGUCGUCUUACUGCUGCUUUACUUAUGCAUUGUGGAUUUUCACCAGCAAUUCUUUUAGCCACAUUUUCUCUUAUUAACGUGUUACUUAUCGCUAUCACUGUUCUUCUACCGAAUGCUAUUGGACUUGGAGCACUUUUUUUAACAUCAUACUUCAUGUCACUGAUGUUUCCGACAAUAUUUUCAUUAGGUAUUAAAGGUAUGAGUGAACAGACAACGAAACUCGCCAGUUGUCUUCUUAUUAUGGCAAUCAUUGGUGGAGCUAUCUUUACUCCAUUGAUGGGUUACAUUGCAGUAGAAACUAAAAGUUUGGCGUUGGCCUAUAUAUUACCAGGUGGAUCCUAUAUUAUUGUUGGUAUCUAUGCACUUUUGGCUUAUGUAUUGACCACGGAUAGAAGUACACAGGCAUAA
Rotaria socialis is the source of this 1983-nucleotide messenger RNA. Lineage: Eukaryota; Metazoa; Rotifera; Eurotatoria; Philodinida; Philodinidae. The record is from the annotation of a GenBank genome assembly.